Molecule: messenger RNA, 3252 nt
Organism: Salvelinus namaycush (lake trout)
Lineage: Eukaryota; Metazoa; Chordata; Actinopteri; Salmoniformes; Salmonidae
Product: GRB2-associated-binding protein 3-like
Exons: 10
Coding region: 153-1946 (597 amino acids)
Source: RefSeq, a predicted model, not a curated record
UGGCUUGACUUCCUCUUUUUGGUAUGGCUGUAGGCUGUAUACAAGAACGCAGGAUUCGCGUGGUGCUGCUCUCAGUUUCACAGCAGCAGCAGCCAGCAGUGCUUGAAGACAAUUAUAUCUAGAAAACACGCCGGAUUCCCUCUGCAGUCAAGAUGAGUGCAGGGGAUGUGGUCUGCACCGGCUGGCUCAUCAAAUCUCCCCCUGAGAAGAAACUAAAGAGAUAUGCAUGGAGGAGACGAUGGUUUGUUCUUCGAAGAGGACGUAUGAGUGGGAAUCCAGAUGUGUUGGAGUACUACCGAAACACGACCUCAAAGAAGCCCAUCCGCACCAUCGACCUGAGAGAGUGUGAGGUUCAGAUGCAGACGGAGCAACGCCUGGUCAAGAGGGAGUUCCAGAACCAGCACCUCUUCGUUAUCAAGACGUCGUCUCGCAUUUUCUACCUGGUGGCCAAGACUGAGGAGGAGAUGAACAGUUGGGUCAGCCAGAUCAGGGAAAUCUGUCACUUUGGACCUCUGAGUCUGGAUGAUGGGACAGAAUCAGAGGAAGUUUUCUCUCACACCCCAACCCCCCAGCAGGUUUCACCAGCUCUCUCCCGAAGUAUGUCAUUCAUUUCCAACCAUGACUUUAUGGCCAAUGGCAACAGCAGAGUGGAGAUGCCGAGCCAGAUGGAACCCAACUAUCCACUGGACUACCUCUUCCUCUCACAGUGUGAGACAGGGAGGUUCAGCAUCUCUAGAUGCGACAGCUUUUCAAAUUCGGAGAGAUCUCUGGAACAAAAUUCAUCAGACGCUACUACUGAAGAUGUCUUCUCUUCACCCCUCGGCACUGAUCCUUCUCCGUCUCCCUUUCCCCAUACUGGACCAUUUCUGUCCCCCUUCCCUCACACUGGACCAUCUCCGUCCCCCUUCCCUCACACUGGACCAUCUCCGUCUCCCUUCCCCCACAUUAGGAUGCAUGACCCCCCUUUCAGCGCACCAUGUGGCCCCACGUCAACCUCAUCCUCUCCUCGAACACUCCAUCGUACACCGAAUGUCUUCCAGUUUGACAAGCCAUACUCUUCUGCCAUAUUGGAGGCAACUAGUGAUGGACUAACUCCCCCUCCUCUACCCCCCAAACCUGUCCACCUCUCAGAGCACCUCAGAGAUGACGGCUCCCACGGGCCUCUGGCAGGAAUUAGGCAGCAGCUCACAGGCAAACCUGCACUCAUCCCCCGGAGGAUCUCUCUGUCAGGCCUGCCAGACCACUUCAGAAGAGGAGACAUUGAGGGGAGUGCAUUGAGGAGCAGGAACAAAAGGCUUAGUCUCAAUUUGCCACAUUUCAUUGCCACUCAAAGUCCUAACUGCCAUGAGGACUCUUACGUGUCCAUGGCCUCUCCGCGUGUCUUUGUUGGUGAAGAUGUAUCGGACGGCUACGUCCCUAUGAGCCCCACUACAAUCAGCUUCCUCAAGGCUAAUGGCAAAACAGAGGCCCCUCUCGCUCCCACCCCCCUUCCCAUUGCAGAUCUACCUGGGGAUCUAGAACCACCUCCAAUCAACAGGGAUCUCAAACCACGCAGGAGAGCACGGCCUCCACCACUGGACCUGAGGGGUCUGUCCACUAUCAGAGAAUGUCUGACUCAUAUGCCUUUGAUUAGAACCAUGACAGAGCCAGAAAAUUCACUGCAAGGAAAACUGGGAAUUAAAGGAGACCAAGAAGCCAGCAUUCCAGUAGAGUCAAGGCAACAGUUCUUCUCUACAAACGAGGGAGCCUCCCAGCCGUGGCUUAGGAGAUCAAACCUUGACUACCUUUCACUGGAUUUCAAUUCCGCAUCCCCCUCUCCUGUGCAAAAGAAGCCCUUACUUACUGAUGAACACAGGGUGGACUAUGUGCAGGUGGAUGAGAAAAAGACUCAGGCCCUGCAGAACACUAAGAUGGAAUGGAAGGAUGUCCGGCAGUCUAAAGUGUAAAUCAGACGGAGAAAAAGUAAGAUGGGAUAAAACACAAAUACUUUCCAUUUCACAAAACAAGUGGAGCAAAUGCAACAUCACAUUAAAUAUAUGUCAUAACAGAUGGUAGCUUAUCUCAAAGAGAGCAGUUCUUCUUUCAUGUACAAAAUAAAAGCACUUUGAAAUUGAUCAGAUAUAAACAUCUAUGAGAGAAGAAAGUAGACGGUGUUGUCAAAAAAGGUUUAAAUUACUGGUUUGUAGUUUGGGGCAUCAACAUUCACUGUAAAAAUAUCACAUCAAAGUUACACUGUGAAUGUCACCUUACCAUGCACUGUGUCACAAUGCUGUUUUGUAUCAAAUGUUAUGCAAUGAAAAGGACAUUGCUCAUUGCUCAUUAUUUUGCUGAAACAGAUUGUAUGGAUUCUUAAUACACAGGAAUUCAGGGAUUAUGUUUUUAUAUGAACAAUGGUCUGAGUUUGAGAUCAUCUUAAACCAAAUGAACACGUGUCUAAGUGUUAGCCAUGGAAUCCUAAAGACAAACAUGCAUUAAUGCUUCUGCCCAGCAUAUUGCAUUUGUUGUUGUUUUUUAAGUUCUGAUGCCUUCGAUUGGCAGCCAGCAGGAAUAGAGCCAUGCAAUCUGUAGUCAUGCACAUAGGGAGUGAAUGGAGUAGUAUCUAUCAUUCAGAGAACUCAUACAGUAUCAACAGGAUGAAAAUCUCAGACUUGAUACUGUGUAGGCCUAACAGUACUGUGUUGUUACUGUUUAGUAGAAGGCGAAUGUAUGCAUGCGUCUAACACACAACAUUUGUCCCGACCUUGUCCACAUUCUUAUUGUGCCCACAUUUUCAGACAGGUGUAGAUGAUUGAAAGACGCAUUGUGAUCUGAUCUUCUUGACCACUUCUGGAGAUAGUCAAGGACCCACUGUGUCUGGAUAUCUUACAAGUGCAGACGGAUCUGGACAGUGAAAUCAUCAUUAUCCCAUCUUCUAAAACCAUUGACUUAUGGAAUACAUUCUUUAAAUGUAUUUUACCUAGUAAGUUAACUGAGAACACAUUCUCAUUUACAGUAACAAUAGUUACAGGGGAGAAGAAUGAAACAAUUGGAAACUUGGGAUCAUUGGGUGGCCAUGAUGGUAUGAUUUCCAGAUUGGGAAUUCAGCCAGGAAACCAGGGUUAACACCCCUACUCUUACAAUAAGUCCACAGGAUCUUUAUUGACCAGAGUCUCAGGACACCUUUUUAACAUCCCAUCCAAAAGACAGCACUCUACACAGGGCAAAGUCCCCAAUCACUGCCCUGGGAUAUAUUUUUUAGACCAGAGGAAAUUG